AUGCGGACACACGCCUCGCUGGAGAAGGAUGAGGAGAUCAACAGCGCCGCCUGGGUUGCUGCCAGAGGCGCCGCUGUCGGCGCUGCCAAGUGGGGCAUCGCUUCCGCAGUUCUAGGUGGUGCAGGCUACGUCUUCAGCCCUAUAUACCGCGGCCUCACCAUCCAAUUCAAAGUAUUUCUCCAAAUGUCGGGGAUGAUCUUCGGAAGCAUUGUCGAAGCCGAUCGUCGUUUGAUUGCCCACGAGCAAAUUGUGCGUGCCCAAAAGCGGCUUGCCAGAGACGCUGAAGUAUGGCGUCGGUACGAGGAGGAAUUCGAGGAAUUGGGCACGCCAGGUGUUGGUGCGGAGAGUAAAGUGAGCAAUCAGAGCCAGCAGAAAUGA
Lasiodiplodia theobromae is the source of this 378-nucleotide messenger RNA. Its product is annotated as Imidazoleglycerol-phosphate dehydratase. The record is from RefSeq and is a predicted model, not a curated record. The coding region runs from base 1 to 378 and encodes 125 amino acids. The transcript has 4 exons. Lineage: Eukaryota; Fungi; Ascomycota; Dothideomycetes; Botryosphaeriales; Botryosphaeriaceae.